AUGAAGCUCAGUCAAUCCCUCAGUAUCCUCGCGCUCCUUGUAGCGUCGACUGUCGCCGUGGCUGUUCCUCAAGACAAAGCAUGCACACAAUGUCUCACUGAGGGUACUUUCUGCUCUGGAUUCGCCGGUCCUGUUGGUACAUGCUGCGAUGGGUUACUAUGUGAAAACGAACCAGGAGUGGCAGAUGAUGCACACUGCAUUCGAAAGAAAAAGGUUCGUGUCGUUUACACCUGUUUGGCGAAGGGUGCUACUUGUGUAAGCAUCGCCGGUCCUCAAGGCACAUGUUGUUCUGGAAAGUGCGCUUUCGUGGCAGCAGACUAUAGCGUUUGCAAGUGA
Molecule: messenger RNA, 336 nt
Organism: Botrytis fragariae
Lineage: Eukaryota; Fungi; Ascomycota; Leotiomycetes; Helotiales; Sclerotiniaceae
Exons: 3
Coding region: 1-336 (111 amino acids)
Source: RefSeq, a predicted model, not a curated record